AUGAAUGAAUCAUUAUCAUUAACUUCAUCAAUUCAUAUUGAAAAUUCAACAAACACAUUUUCAUCUUCAUCUCGAAUAUUUAAUGUUCUAUCGACUAGUUACACAUUAACAAGUAAUAUAAUUGAAAAUGGAUCUACAUCAUCUAUUAUAUCUCAAACAAAAUCAACAAUAGCAUCAAUUCAGUCACUUGUUGAUCAAAUGAAUUCUUAUCGUAGUACAAAAAUACUUGCUCGUAUACAAGCUUGUGAUUCAAAUAUGAAAUUAAAUGAUAUAUGUGAAAUGUAUUCAAUUGAUAAUAAUACAAGUUUAUUAAUACGUCAAUCAAAUAUUGAAUUUUAUACGUUACAACAUCUUUUUGAUGUUCUUGUUAAUCGAAUAAUUGUACAAAAAUUAAAUGAAUUUUGUUUACCAAUUAAAUGGUGUUUAAAAAAUUUAUCCGAGAGUGAUAUUUAUAUUACAUCUGAUAUUAUACAAGAACGUGGACGUUCAUUUUGUUAUUUAGAACAAUGUCAUUCACGGCUAUUAGUUUAUAUUAAUACAUGUCCAAUACUUUCGAAUAAAAAUAUAAGCAUACCAACAUUAAAAUUAUUAUCAAUGUUAUGUACUCUUUAUAAUGAACAACAACGUUGGAGUUCAACUCAGUGCAUAGAAGGAAUUGUUUAUUUUCUUCAUAUACUUUAUGCUUUUUGGCCUCAAAUUGAGAAAUGUUAUGAUAAUAUUUCUGCUGGUUUUGAUGGUUGUACAUCUGAAUGUCAAUCAUUUAAUGAUAUUUUGAAUCAAGUAAAAAUUCAAUGUGAUGAUUAUGGAACAUUUUUAUCUCGAGUACCUGCUUUAGAUUGGUAUCAAUCGAUUAAUUUAAAAGAAAUAUGUUAUCGAAAAAAUAUUUCAACAAGCCAUCGAUUUAUCUAUUCAGUAGAGAACUUUUUUUCUUCGAGUUUAUUUUGGGAUCGAUUUCAUUCAAAAUUUCGAUUUAAUUCAAAUAAUCGACGAUUUGAUAAUAAUUAUGAAUAUACUCAAUUACAUAACUCAUCAUUUGAAUUUGAAACCAAUACUGAAAUUCCAAAUACGAAUUCAACAAUAAAUCAGAUAAUGAAUGAUGAAUCACAAGCUGUUUCAAAUGAUCGUUUUCAUCCAUUUGAAUAUCAACGAUUAUUACAUACAGAAUCAUAA
Rotaria sordida is the source of this 1170-nucleotide messenger RNA. The record is from the annotation of a GenBank genome assembly. Lineage: Eukaryota; Metazoa; Rotifera; Eurotatoria; Philodinida; Philodinidae.